AUGCCUCCGAAAGCUGACAAGAAACCUGUAUCUUCAGCCAUAAAGAUAACAACAAUUGAGACGAAAGAACAAAAACAAGUCGGCGAAAAAGGCAAAAGGAAAAAGGCUAGGAAAGAGACUUACUCCAGUUAUCUCUAUAAAGUACUCAAACAAGUUCACGCCGAUACCGGGAUUUCUUUCAGGGCAAUGUCGAUUAUGAAUUCUUUCGUGAACGAUGUCUUUGAACGUAUCGCGACGGAAGCUUCUAAACUCGCCGCUUACAACAAAAGAUCCACUAUCUCCUCCAGGGAAAUCCAAACGGCUGUUCGUCUUAUCCUCCCUGGUGAAUUGGCGAAGCACGCUGUCUCUGAAGGUACCAAAGCGGUUACUAAAUAUACCAGCGCCAAAUAA
This is a messenger RNA of Ambispora leptoticha, 390 nucleotides long. The record is from the annotation of a GenBank genome assembly. NCBI's taxonomy places the organism in Eukaryota, Fungi, Glomeromycota, Glomeromycetes, Archaeosporales, Ambisporaceae.